This is a messenger RNA of Vanessa atalanta (red admiral), 1181 nucleotides long. RefSeq lists its product as uncharacterized. The coding region runs from base 298 to 1143 and encodes 281 amino acids. The record is from RefSeq and is a predicted model, not a curated record. NCBI's taxonomy places the organism in Eukaryota, Metazoa, Arthropoda, Insecta, Lepidoptera, Nymphalidae. The transcript has 7 exons.
AUAUUUCUUCAGUAUUGAAGCGGCCCCCUACGCCGCCACAUCGGUUUGCUAUUAAAAAUUAGUGUCGCGAAUAUAAAAUAUAAUCGUGCCGUAUUAUUUUUAAAAAAUCACGUGCAGCAUUAGAGUGAGCAAGACUGGUCUUAAUAAAGUGAUCGUGUGAAAUAUUUAUUACAUGAAGUUUUGUUAAAGAUGUCAGUAACGCCGUAGUUGUGCGGAGCGAUUAUCUCGCGGUAACUAAAGGCCAAUUUGUGGUAGAAGGGCGGGCGGCAGUCAGUCGCACGCGCGCUGUUUGGAGCGAUGUGGGGCAUUGUUCUGCUUCUGUACUUCGUUACAGGUAGUCGCCAGUUAUCUAUCACAGAAUUUACGAUACCAAGCUCAGUAGAAUCGGGUGAGGAUGCCCGUCUUAAUUGCAAAUAUGAACUGACUUCGGAUGAAUCGGAUAAAGCCCUCUUCGUGAAAUGGUGGUGGACGCCUCUGAAUAGUACCAGCGACGAGCGCAAUCAGCUUUACCAGAGAAUCGCCGGUCAUCCCGCCGUGGCUUUACAUAUCGACAUUAAAAUAGAAGAAAAUGAUUCCAUCCUACUUCUGAACGUUACUCCAGAAGACUCUGGUACUUAUGAAUGCGAAGUUUCAAACAUCGACGAGGUCCGCAAACAUGCUGAGCUUCUUGUAUUUACAAUGGGGAGUGGUCCGGACUUGAAUAUCACUCUAGUGGAUGACGGACCCGACGCUGACGAUGAGGACGAUGUCCUUGUAACUUGCGCGGCCACUGACGUGGCUCCGUAUCCUGACCUCGUCAUUAUCGCCAAUGGGGAGAUUCUUCCUACCCAAGAAUCUGUUUCGUCCAAUGGAAGUACAUACGAUAUAUUCGCCUCGACGGUACUAUCCAAAGACAAAGCGGAUGGCGUUGAUAUCAGCUGCGAACUGUACUAUAGAGAUGUCAACGUUACACAUUCGCCUUAUGUUGACACUCAGACUUUCUAUGUUGACCAAUCAGCGCUGUCCACGACGGAGGAUGCCGAGGACGACUUCACGACUGAAGCUACCUCAGAUCCAUUACAAUACACUAGUAAAGCCGAGCACGGAUCUGCCUUGAGUCUACUCCUAGUCAUAACUGCUUUUACUUUCGUUUUCUGGCUAUAAACUAAACUUUCUAUGUGAUACUUAUUAUUGUAAUGUAA